Messenger RNA from Papilio polytes (common Mormon), 1564 nucleotides. Its product is annotated as aldose 1-epimerase-like. The record is from RefSeq and is a predicted model, not a curated record. Lineage: Eukaryota; Metazoa; Arthropoda; Insecta; Lepidoptera; Papilionidae. The transcript has 10 exons. Gene Ontology annotation, biological process: beta-D-galactose catabolic process via UDP-galactose, Leloir pathway; glucose metabolic process. Gene Ontology annotation, molecular function: carbohydrate binding; aldose 1-epimerase activity. Bases 77 to 1501 code for a protein of 474 amino acids.
UAUAAAUAAAUAAAUGUAAAAAAUAUUGAAAAAACAAUUAAAUUAAGUAAUAAACACAUCUAAAUUCUAAAUUAUAAUGACGGAAGAAGUAGACGAUAAAGCCAGCGGUGAUGUCGUAUCAGAGGCUUCAGAGCACAAAUCAGUUAUUCCUGAACCGGAACCCGUCAAGGUUCCCGAUGUAGAACUAACCGUUGAUGGCUUCGGUUUCAUGCCUAAACAGGUGCCCAUAGAUCAAACUAAAAAAAAUGGUCGCAAGAAAUCGAAAGAAUUAAAAGAGAUCAUGACCCCGGAAGCUGUAACUAGUCCUUGUGCAUCAAGUAGUAAUAUAGACGUUGUUAGGAGGUUCACUUGGAAAACGAAAAACAGGAUGAUAGUCCAGGUGAUCACUUAUGGUGCGACAAUUACGACUAUACAAGUACCAGACAAGAAAGGUGUCCCAGAUGACGUCAUCGCUGGUUUUGAGACUCUUGAAGAAUACUUUCAACCUCGCAACCCGUAUUUCGGUGCUACUAUCGGACGAUACGCAAACAUUAUCCGCAACGCCACGAUGUCUGUCCGGCCAAUGGGAAGGAUGUACAUGUUGUCCUCUAAUUUGGGGCCCAAUCACUGCAAUGGCGGUUAUGUAGGAUUUGAUAAGGUGAACUGGCGGUCACACGUUGUGGGCAACAAAGUUUACAUGAGCCACGUAUCUGAUCGGUUUCACGAGGGUUACCCGGGCACUGUGAUGACGCAGCUCUGCUUCGAAGUCACCUGCGACAACACAAUCAACAUUGAAAUGAAGUGCACGACAACGGAACCGACAAUCAUUAACCUUAGUAACGCACCGUACUUCAAUCUAGCCGGACAUCAUCGAGGCGCGGAGUCGAUGUACGAUCACAUAAUCACUGUUAAUGCUGAUAAAUACACGCAAGUCGACGACGAAGGAUUGGUUACUGGAGAGAAAAAGGUUGUCGGUGGUACGGCAUUUGACUUCCGAGUUCCGCGCUGCUUGAAGGCAAUGUUGCCGAAAAUACCCAAAGGAGGGUACGAUGUCAACUUCUGCAUUACUCAGGCCACUGCACAGGAUUUGACCUUCCACGCCAGAGCUCUUCAUCCGGACACUGGGCGUGUGCUAGAAGUGUACAGCAACCAGCCAGGUCUGCAGUUCUACACGGGGAACCGACUACCGGAUCCGGACAGAAUAGUUGCGGCUUUGUCUGGAGGAGAGGAAGAAGGAGCGGAGCAGAGCGAGAGCGAGGCGAGUGCUGAGGACGAGGAGGAAAGAACUACCGCCCAGGAUAUUGCGGAUGGACGAGAGGGCAAAGAGCAUUACGGUUAUGUCCCGUUGGCCGGGAAAGGAGGGACGUUUUACAAAAAACAUGGACUUUUCUGUUUACUGCCACAAAAUUAUCCAGAUGCGAUCAAUCAUAAAAAUUUCCCAAACUCUGUACUGAACCCUGGCGAAGUCUACAUCCACAAAAUACAAUACAAGUUUGGAAUUUUACUUGGAAAAUAUGUAUGAGGGACUGGAUUUUGAUAUUUUUGUGUUGUUUUAUAAAAUGAAAUAAAAUAUUUGAGAAAUAUA